AUGUCUGACGCCGUCUCAGCCAACGACAUCUACGUGCGUUACUACGUCGGGCAUAAAGGAAAAUUCGGCCACGAAUUCCUGGAGUUCGAAUUCCGCCCCGACGGCCAGCUGCGGUACGCGAACAACUCGAACUACAAGAACGAUACAUGCAUCCGCAAGCAGGCUUACGUAAGCCCGGCCGUGCUCGCCGAGCUGAAGCGCAUUGUCGAGGACUCUGAAAUCAUGCAGGAAAUCGACGAGCAAUGGCCGGAGCCCGACAAAAUUGGCCGGCAAGAACUCGAAGUUCUGGUCAAUGGAGAGCACAUCGCCUUCACGACCGGAAAGCUUGGUUCCCUCGCGGAAGUCAACAACAGCAAGGACCCCGAGGGCCUGCGCUCGUUCUACUACCUGAUCCAAGACCUGAAGUGCCUUGUCUUUUCUCUCAUCGGGCUCCACUUCAAGAUCAAGCCAAUC
Molecule: messenger RNA, 453 nt
Organism: Mesorhabditis spiculigera
Lineage: Eukaryota; Metazoa; Nematoda; Chromadorea; Rhabditida; Rhabditidae
Source: the annotation of a GenBank genome assembly